GAGUCUACCUUGACGGCUACUGGCCGAUUUUACCGUACCCGUAUUUUUAACGUACUGGGGCGAGGCUGGUUUUCACUUUGGUACUUAAUUUUCCUGAAUUAGCAGGUCACGAAAAUUCGUUUUAUAAAAAAAUCCUUCUAAUUUUUAACCUUUAUCUCAAAAUCAGUACGGCAACUUAAAUUCAGAGGAACUUGAUGUUAUUUUAAAUUAUAGGGGCAACAUGUAUGGAGUCGAUUCACAAGUAAUUACUGACAUCUAAGGCGAAAAAUGUUACUUUGAUACGACAAUUUUGGGAAAUCUGUUCUGUCAUGUGAUCUUCAUGACAAUGACAUGCAUGGAGAUUUCAGAUAAGAACAAUCACGGGACAAGCCUAGCUGGGCCUUGGUGCUUUCAAAGUCAAAGAGCUUUUAGAAAUGUGACAGGUGUAAAACUCUAGUGAUGUGUGCAACUAUCUGGUUUUGUGUUAACUGGUUAUCUUUUUUAAGAGAUCCAAGACUUCAAUUCAAUCGGACUUCUCAUCACGGUCACCCAUUUUAUGUGAUUGUGAGUGAGCUGCUUGAGGUGGUAUAGUUGUCUUGGCAUUUCACAUCCAAUUCCUCAUUAAUUAACGUGCUGAUAAUCAAUAGGGAUGCAGGACAGUAUCAUUGGUGACAGGAUGGGAGACCUACAGUUCAGUGUAGUGCUAGAUAUUGUGCUAACAGGAGACACUAUGACAUAUGUUGAUACAAUUUACUUUGACGAACGAUUUUGAUGGAUACAUUGGCAAGUUUGAACAUUUUCUCGAUACGUAUAUCAUGUGAUUUUAUUUGAAGGAUUACACUACCCAGGAACUUACAAUGUUGUCGAUAGAAGCUGUAAAGGGCUUAGUUUUGUGUGCCCUUUUUAUUCUGACUUUCACAUUUAGUAUGAUACCCCUGAAAUUUGUUGCUCUAUCCACCAAUGCGGCGAUAGACCCUGAGAGGCGGCAGAAAUUCCAGCGCGCUGUGAGCUUUCUGAGUUGCUUUGCUGCUGGAGUCUUCCUUGGGACUUGCUUUAUGGAUCUGUUCCCAGAAGUCAAAGACAGGAUGGUGGAAGUUUUCUUUGUGUUGAAAAUCUACUCAACGUUUCCUAUUGCUGAGUUUCUGAUGAUUUUCGGAUUCUUCUUGAUUCUCAUAAUUGAACAGAUAUCGCUCUCUGUUAAGGAACGCCAUUUUGAGGAGAGUGAAGUUGGAAAACCAUUGCUCCGUAAAAGUCACAAACAAAAAACCUACCAAACUGUGAAUAUUGAUCACGCUUGUGAUGAAAACCACAUUCAUGAGUCGUUUCAGCAUUCAUAUUCUUCACAAAGAAGUUUUGAGGGAAUAAGUGAUCAACCAAUUAGUGCGGCACCAAGUUUUACAAACUCAUUGACAGGAGAGGAUGAUGAUAGCAUCGUGAUGGAUGGAGACCACUCAAUGCACGUUGAUCAAAGCUCUCACUCAACUGUUCGUUCAAUGAUUCUCGUGAUUGCUCUGUCACUUCAUUCUGUAUUCGAAGGAUUAGCGGUGGGAUUGCAACCAACUUCAGAAGAGGUGCUACAAAUUUUCAGUGCAUUAGUUCUCCAUAAGUGUAUUCUAGCCUUCAGUUUAGGUUUGAACUUGAUGCAGAGUAAAUUUGGACGUGGGGCUACAAUUAGAGCAAAUCUACUCUUUUCUAUCACAUCGCCUGUGGGCAUAGGGAUAGGGAUUGCCAUAGUGGACUUGUCAGAGUCAAUGUAUUCAAGUCUUGCAAAUGGACUUCUCCAAGGUAUUGCAUGUGGAACUUUCCUGUAUGUGACAUUUUUCGAAGUGCUUCCUCAUGAGUUCAAUAACAGCGAUAAUAGGUUGUUGAAGUUAUUCUUCCUCAUUUUAGGUUAUUCUACCAUUGUUGCUAUUCAGUUUAUACAUCCUGAAACUUACAGACCUCCUUGUUUUAAAGCGCCAACAAAACCAUGAUCUCUGUAAAAAUUAUAACUCCACUUAGCUAAAGCUGUAGUGUAUUCUCACGAGCCACAUCUCCACAUCAAACAAUAGAUGGCAUUUUCUCAAGCCAAGUCAGAGGCAUAUGAUAUAUAUGUGAAAUAUUGGAAAUCGUGCAAUAAUCAAAUAAUCUAGAUACUUAAAUAUACAUUUAUGAAAAUAAAAACAUUUGCAUCUGGUGAUUUCAUGUAUGAAUAAAGGGCAGCCCCUGGAUACACACACCUGUAUAAAAAAGAAAAUAAGUUUUUGACUACUCAAGAUUUGAACCAGCUACCAGAUGCACCUAUCUUUAAAAAUUUUGUGUGGGACAAUUUUAAGGGACUUUUUCCAGUUAUCAUGUGCUUUAUUCAUGUUGUGAUUGAUUGUACUGGGCAAACAUAAUCUAUCACGCUGUCAUGACCAGUAAGUAUAUUAUGUGACCUUUAGAGACAAUGAUUGGCUCAGCCCACUCCAUCAAAUACCAAAAUUAUACCUCUAUCUAUUCUAAGUCUAAAGUCCUACUGUUAUAUGGCCUGCAUUAAUUGUUUCCUGACCAGGAAAUCUCACAUUGUUAGGAUAAAACAAGCAUGCAUCUGAUAUGAUAAUCCAAAUGUGUCAAAAUAAAUGCUGUACAUUACCCACCAAUGAUAGAUAUGCAAUUUUAACCAUUUCACUACGACGAACCAUCAUUUCAGUUAAGAGCAUCAUGGCUCUUGCAACAAUGGACCAAAAUAACGGUCCAAUGAUGUCAUUAGGCAAUGUAUUACGUUGCAUUGCGAAAACCAUGAGUCAUAACUUCAUUGCCACGAACAUGGCGAAUGAUGCCAUAGAAAGCCACAGCAAAUGGUGUACACUGUAACGGCAUGGAACGUCCUGUUUUGAAGUGGUGUUAAGGCCUAUGGCUUUCAGUUUUCAUGUUCAUUGCAUUUUCUUCCAGAAGUUAGUGCUGGGCUGGCAACUGACGGAGUUUCUACGUGGAGCGUGAUUCCAAAAAUGCAUCAGAAAAUGUUCAAAAACUUGCUACAAGUUGAUGAUGUGAAGUUAACUGUACAAUAAUACAUGUAAUAUGUCAAACUCUCAUGAUUCAUAUUCAUACUCUGAUGAGGGCCAUUAAAUGUCCACUUUCGAAUUUGAUGAACUCAUAAUUUCUACUUGCGUGUAUCCAUGCGGAUGUUGUGAGAAAAUAAUUCCCCUAAUUGUUAUAGUGAGUCCCAUGUAAUAAGAAUCAUACAGUUACAGGUCAAGUGCUGUGGAAUGUCAUUACAAGUAAAGUAGGACCUCACGUAAUGGACACCUCUGUAAUCAGGACAUACUCUCUACUACAUGUAUUAGGGACAGUGAUUUUGGCAUCAUUUCAAUGCAAUUUAAUCUCUGUGUUCCGGACACCUCUCCGUCAAGGGCAGCAUUGGUCAGUCCCAAGGGUGUCCUUAAGUGAGAGGUUCUACUGUGCGUACUACUUGCAAGUCAGUAUGAAAAUGAAAUAUUCACAUACAAAAGGGAACCAGAGCUCGACUUCUAUACAUACUGUUAUUCAAGAAAUUAACUGUCAUAUUCUCAUCCUUAAAAGUAUUGUGAUAUAAAUAUAUUAUGAACAAUUUAACUGUAGAAUGGGAGAAGAGGGGACACCAACCACCAAAAUGGAGACAUUAUUAAAUGGUACAUGUACAAGCCAGAAACUUGCAGUUGUAUUCAGGCCUAUGGGUAACUUUCAUAUAUCGCAAAAAACCAUUAUGUAUUUUCUUCCAUUCAAAAUCUGUGCCAUUAAUCAAUGCCAGCGGAUCUUUAGUGAAGUAUGUCUAAAUCAGUGUCCAAGGGCAAUGGUGUAUAGAGUAAGGUGGACGGAUUUUCCAUCCCCUGUUUUAUAAUUCUAGACUGACAAUUUUUCAUUGUACAUGUAUUUUACUUCGUGUAUUAUUUUAGAUAUUUUUGUCAUAUUCUCUUAACACAGUUCAUCUCAAUUGAAAUUGACUAUUAAAGUGAUAUAUUGUU
Messenger RNA from Lineus longissimus, 3944 nucleotides. Its product is annotated as zinc transporter ZIP1-like. The record is from RefSeq and is a predicted model, not a curated record. The transcript has a single exon. Gene Ontology annotation, biological process: zinc ion transmembrane transport. Gene Ontology annotation, cellular component: plasma membrane. Gene Ontology annotation, molecular function: zinc ion transmembrane transporter activity. Bases 837 to 1952 code for a protein of 371 amino acids. NCBI's taxonomy places the organism in Eukaryota, Metazoa, Nemertea, Pilidiophora, Heteronemertea, Lineidae.